Messenger RNA from Leguminivora glycinivorella, 1793 nucleotides. RefSeq names its product FK506-binding protein 5-like. The record is from RefSeq and is a predicted model, not a curated record. The transcript is spliced from 2 exons. NCBI's taxonomy places the organism in Eukaryota, Metazoa, Arthropoda, Insecta, Lepidoptera, Tortricidae. Bases 81 to 1421 code for a protein of 446 amino acids.
AGCUAGUAACACUAUGUAGAGCCUGUAAGAGCCUCCGCGCUGCGCGCGCACCUCGUAUUCAUAAACGGAUUUUCGUUAAAAUGAAGGUGCUUGCUAUCAUCUUGUCGGGAUUAGUGUUGCAGACAUCUGCGUCAUUCUUCGACGAACUGCGCGGCGCGGUGUCUUCAGUGGAGAGCAGCUUCGGGAAACUGCUCAAUGACGUCAUAUAUGAUGUCAAAGAAACCAUCGAUUGCACUCUAAUGGCAGUCGAGCAGGUGCUGGCAUUAGGGGUCUUUAGAGAUCCUUCCGAUUAUGAAGCAAAAUGCAAAGGCGCUGCAGAAGCGGUCGCGCAACCACCCCCACCACCACCGCCACCAGUCGUGGUAGCCACCAACCCACCACCACCUGCCCCCGAAACACCACACAUCGAAAUCCCUCUCACAAAGACGGAACAUAGACAAGUCGACUCCUCAAUAUUGAACGUAGACCAAGUUCUAUGCGACGUCUUAAAAAAAGAAGAUACACACGCUCAACUAGAAACUGUUAAACUAGCUCUUAUAAAUGAAACUGAACGAUUAACUGAAAUAAGUGAAUUGCUAAAGAAACAGCUUGAAGAACUGUCAGCAGAAGUGAAAGAAAAGUUCAAAGCGAUCGAACUGCAGACGUCAGCGCCUUCUGUUGAAAGCAUUUGGAACGACAUCAAAUUGCUGCACGAAAUAGAACACAGACAUAGGAAUACAGAUGAAGCUAAGAAAAUCAGUCGAGUCUUAGACCAGAUCUUAAAUAUCCUCGAUGCGAAUGAAGAAGAUCGUUCCGCCGCAGAUGAUAACAAAAUACAAGAAAUUAUGCGUAAACUUAGCAAGAAAGCUAAAGGCGGUGAUAGUGACAUUUGGACAGACCUGAAGAAUUAUCCUAAAGAUUUUCGUGAAUACGCUAAAAGAGUAUUUGAUGAAAAUAGAUCGACUUUCCCUCCUGAUGAGACAAGUAAGCCAUCCGAACCUGAAGAUGUUACAAAGAAGGAUGCCGGGAAAACAGACGAGAAAGAAGACCAAACUAAAACUACAAAUGAACCUGACAACACUGAAGACCAAUGUGAACAUUCAAAUGAAACUGAUAAAAAAGACAAUCAGACUGAAAAACCAAAAGAAGUUACCACAGUUAAACCCAAAAGCAAAAAGAGAAAACUAAAAAGAACUACAACAACUACAACUGAAAGACUAUUAACCGUCGAAGAGUUGGCAGCACAGUACGGUUCACUGUUUGACGUGAUGCCAGACAUUGAUAGCAUAGAACACAAGAAAGCUAUUGACAGUGCGAAGAGUAUCAUACAAGAAAGUAAACUAAACGAUGAAGUUAUAAACAGUUUGGCCGAAAUGGAGUCGAGUAAAGAUGCACGUGAUCUUUUCGAUGACCCUGACCUGUUAGGUGAUUUUAAGGGAUAAGAUAUAAAAAAAAAAAAAUAUAGUUAUUCAUGUCCAAUUGAACUGUUACUGUGAUACCGCCUUAAAUAAUUAAGACAGUUUGUAUUGAGUUUAUUUAAAUUCAAUUUACAUCUAUUAAGGUGCUAUUUAUUUAUUUUUUGUUACCAAAUAUGAUACUUAAUUUAUUAUGAAAUAUUUCAUUUGUUUGAAAUACAUGAUUUUAUAUUACAAUGUUAUGAACGCUUUUCAAUAUGUGAUAUUGUAACGAAGUUUUGUGACAUAAGUAGCAAGCUCGUCUAAUCAAUAAAACUGUCAUUGUUCAACUGUUACAGAUGUAGUGCGAAAAGAGUUUCCUUCGUAUUUUUCCGGAAACGUUCGUAUUUGUCAUGCAGG